Molecule: messenger RNA, 1453 nt
Organism: Brassica rapa (field mustard)
Lineage: Eukaryota; Viridiplantae; Streptophyta; Magnoliopsida; Brassicales; Brassicaceae
Product: auxin-responsive protein IAA9
Biological process (GO): regulation of DNA-templated transcription
Cellular component (GO): nucleus
Source: RefSeq, a predicted model, not a curated record
AUUCUGCCACUUCCUUUUUUAAGUUAUUUAAUUAAUUAUUCAUCUCUGCUUCGAGUUUUUCUGGGUGAUGAAUGAUAAUAAAGCUUUUGUGCUUUAAUGGAAGGACCUUGACACACACCUCUCUCUCUCUCUCGUUGCUGUUCGUCUUCUCUACUAGUAUAUGUCUCUAAUCGAUCGUCUUCUUCUUCGUGAGUUUCGUAGAGUAUUUUUGGAUCGACCACAUGCUCAACAUUCGAUCGAUCCGUAAAAAGAUGGUCGAUCUCCUUGGCCAGUUGAAGUAACAAACUAAGUAUCCUCCAAAUGUUAUCAGAAGAGGAGCUACAGAGCAAUGUCUCUGUAGCUAGUUCAUCACCUACUAGCAACUGCAUCUCUAAAGGAGGAGGACUGAAAGUGCAUAACUACUUUGGUCUCUCUGAUUCCUCCUCUGUUGAGAGCUCAACUCUAUCUUGUGGUGAAGAUGACAAAGGCACUAUCAGCCUCAAGGCUACGGAGCUGACACUUGGUCUACCUGGAUCACAGUCUCAUGCUAGAGAGACAAAGCUUGAUGAGAAGCCAUUCUUUCCUUUGCUUCCUUCUAAAGAUGAGAUUUGCUCGUCUUCACACAAGAACAAAAGAGGGUUCUCUGAUACAGUCUAUACUGAGAAAAACUGGAUGUUUCCUGAAGCUGUAGCUAACCAAUCUGUUGUAAAGAAGGAAGUGACAACAAACAUACCCAAGGGACAGUUGAGCACUACAAACAAUAGCUCUAGUCCACCUGCAGCCAAGGCACAGAUUGUCGGUUGGCCUCCAGUGAGAUCCUACAGGAAGAACACACUGGCCACAACUUGUAAGAACAGUGAUGAAGUUGAUGGGAAGCCAGGUUCCGCGGCCCUCUUCGUGAAGGUCAGUAUGGAUGGCGCUCCUUAUCUGAGGAAAGUUGACCUGAGGAGCUACGGUAACUACGGGGAGCUUUCUUCAGCCUUGGAGAAAAUGUUCACAACUUUCACUCUCGGUCAAUGCGGAUCUAAUGGAGCUGCAGGGAAGGAUAUGCUCAGAGAGACCAAACUCAAGGAUUUUCUGAAUGGAAAAGACUAUGUACUCACCUAUGAGGACAAGGAUGGUGACUGGAUGCUUGUUGGAGAUGUUCCAUGGGAGAUGUUUAUUGAUGUGUGCAAGAAGCUGAAGAUAAUGAAAGGCGCUGAUGCCAUUGGGUUAGCUGCAGCUCCGAGAGCAAUGGAGAAAUCGAAGAUGAGAGCUUAAAAGACUGGGGAAAAAAUGACAAAAUAGCUUUCUAACUAUACAAAAUAUGUGCAAUUGAGAUUAUCCCUUUUGGUGGUGUUUUUAGUUUCUGAGAUUAUGAAGAAAACAUAAAAAGGCUACGUUUGUAAUGAAAUGAAGAAGAAUUGAAAAUGAUCUAUUUUGAUGUUGUGGCUGUUUGGUUUGUUCGAACCUACACGUAACUGGUUGUUAUUUC